Molecule: messenger RNA, 1189 nt
Organism: Protopterus annectens (West African lungfish)
Lineage: Eukaryota; Metazoa; Chordata; Ceratodontiformes; Protopteridae
Gene: ANAPC10
Product: anaphase promoting complex subunit 10
Exons: 5
Coding region: 155-712 (185 amino acids)
Biological process (GO): anaphase-promoting complex-dependent catabolic process; protein K11-linked ubiquitination
Cellular component (GO): anaphase-promoting complex
Source: RefSeq, a predicted model, not a curated record
GAAAGCGCUGUUAGUAUCUUACGAGCGUGAGUUUGAAAAGUUGCUUUUCUUAAUAAAGAUGUUUUAUGUCCCUUGUUGUAAAUCUCUUUACAGUCCUUUAUAGCAAAGAAAAGGUAACUUUCAGCACUAUAGGUUAAAGUUUCAGAGCCCAGAGAUGACCACUCCCAGUAAGACUCCACCUGGGGCAGAUCCUAAGCAGUUGGAAAGAACUGGCACAGUCAGAGAAAUUGGCUCACAAGCAGUCUGGUCACUUUCUUCCUGCAAGCCAGGAUUUGGAGUUGAUCAGUUACGUGAUGAUAACCUGGAAACUUACUGGCAGUCUGAUGGUUCACAGCCUCACUUGGUGAAUAUUCAGUUCAGGAGGAAAACAACAGUGAAGACAUUAUGCAUUUAUGCAGAUUAUAAAUCUGAUGAAAGCUAUACUCCUAGCAAGAUUUCUGUAAGAGUGGGCAACAAUUUUCACAACCUGCAAGAAAUUAGACAACUUGAACUUGUAGAACCCAGUGGCUGGAUUCAUGUUCCCUUAACUGACAACCAAAAGAAACCAAUUCGUACCUUUAUGAUCCAGAUUGCUGUUUUAGCCAAUCACCAGAAUGGAAGAGACACUCAUAUGAGGCAGAUCAAAGUCUACACCCCGGUGGAAGAAUGUUCAGUAGGAAAAUUUCCUAGGUGCACCACCAUUGAUUUCAUGAUGUAUCGUGGCAUAAGAUGAGACACAUUCUUGGUUCAUAAGUCAUUACUAGGCUAACGACCCUAUGGUAACCUUUUUAAGCCUAGUCCUGCUUCUCAAGGUGGGAAUUAAACUCUUGUGGCUUUAAGGUAGACACCUUGAUCAUUAUGCCAACCCACAACCUUCUUGGGAUUAAAACUUCUUAAAAAAAUCAGAAGGAUUAUUUUAUAAAUACAUUUGCAUCUUGGCUACUCAUGAAUGGUGCAAAAUAUUUUUUCAUAUUAUUAACAUCAUUGUCUGGUACUUUUAUGUUUUUUGUCAUAAGACUGAUAAAAAUCAGGGUAAGUGCAUUGUGGUUAUUUUUGUUUCAGUAGCUUUUUAAUAUUUUCAACUGCUUUUAUUUCUAUUAAUUAUAUUUAAUAUUUUAUAUUGUUUUUAAAAGCAUUGUAAUGGUAUGUUCUUUGUUCUGCCAGGCAUUUUUCUAUUUAAUAAAAUGUGAGCUGCGCAGUUUUGUUCAGA